AUGUAUAACGUUUAUCGUAACAAAGUUAGAAAACUAUGUAAAUCUGCUCGUCAGUCCUACUACGAUAAGAAAAUCCUUAAUACCAGUGAAUAUAACCCAAAAAAAUUGUACGAUAACAUCAAGUCUAUUUCUGGUGUAUCUAAAUCGGAACCUUUUUCGAGCAUCUUCCAUGAUGGUGAGUUCAAAAGAGGUCCUGAGCUUGCUGAACUAAUUGCCGAAUCUUUCUGUGCUGUUUCAAACGAAUUGGCCCCACUCUGCUUCAAUAAGCUUCACAUUACAUCUGUUCCUGAUGAGUACAUAAUAUCAACCCAACAAGUUGAAAUCGAAUUGGAAAAGAUCAGUCUUCAGAAAGCAAUUGGCCCCGACGAUAUCCCCAACUGGGUACUGAAAUCAGCUGCACCGUUGCUCGCUGGUCCAAUAUGUUCCAUCUUCAAUGCCAGCAUUGCACAAGGUUGCAUCCCGACACUCUGGAAAUCAGCAGACGUUAUCCCAGCGCCAAAAAUAUCUAAUCCCAAAUCAGUUGAUAGCGACCUAAGACCUAUUUCUCUCACACCG
This is a messenger RNA of Paramuricea clavata, 555 nucleotides long. The record is from the annotation of a GenBank genome assembly. Lineage: Eukaryota; Metazoa; Cnidaria; Anthozoa; Malacalcyonacea; Plexauridae.